GUUAGUUGUAUCCUUCCGCCUUGGCCCUAAGGGACUUUUUAUUUUGUUUCCUUUUGCUUCUAAAGCUUCCAGCGUAAAUCAGCGGCCUUUGAUGAGUCUUCUAAGUGGCAGUCUUUGCACUGGAAAGAUUUCUCUAGCUGGUUGUGGAGACGUUUGCAGGAGGUUCCUUUGGAUCUUCGGAGGCUGGCGGAGGGAGACGUUUUGUUGUUGAUGGGCAGCGUCUGUGGAGGAUAUUGAGAAAGUCCAAAAUGGCGGUCGCUGCCAGGUCGAGAGGACCCGGCAGGCCUUGAGUUCAGGGAGGGGAGAGAACGAGAGCGACUCUGGGCCCGGAAAGGCGCCGGGAGAUCCCGGAGAGGACGAGGGGCAAACCCUGACAACCGGGUAGCGGGGAGAGAAGCUUCGGCUGAGCGGCCUAGUUCCCCCGCCCGUUAGGCCUGGUGCUCGAGCGAGGAGAAGGAGGGGCCGGGCAUGGCCCCCUGAGGGGCCUCCCAGAGAGCAAGGAGCGGGUGGAGGGUAUGGAGUCCAGAGAGGAGCAGGUGGAACAGAGCGAAGGGUCAGAUCAAGGGACCUGGGGGGAGAAGGGCCCCCUUGGGGACCAGGGAGACUGGGUGUCCCGUGGGGAGAAGGGGGAAAGAGGGAGCCGGGGCUCGAGGGGGGAACGUGGCCUUUCGGGGGAAAGGGGAGAACAUGGGGAUUGGGGGGAACGUGCCUCCAGGAUGGAGAAGAGUGAACGGACUGCAAAGGGUGAGCGGGCUCCCCGGAGUGACAAGGCCGAACAGGGCGAUGGGGGUCCCCGGGCUGAUCGAACUCUUCGACUGCCUCGAGUGUCAGACCAGGCAGACCGUGGCCUAUGGGGGGCAGAGCAAGGCGAAUGGAUGGAACGUGGCCCAUCCUGGGCUGGAGAUCCUGACCCCCUGUUGCCUCCUGAGGACUUUUUGCCACCACCUGAAUGUCCUGUCUUUGAGCCCAGUUGGGCCGAAUUCAGUGAUCCACUAGGUUACAUUGCCAAGAUCCGGCCCAUCGCAGAAAAAAGUGGUAUCUGCAAGAUUCGCCCUCCUGCUGACUGGCAACCUCCCUUUGCUGUGGAAGUGGAUAACUUCCGGUUUACUCCACGGAUACAGAGGCUCAAUGAACUGGAGGCACAGACCAGGGUAAAACUGAACUAUUUAGACCAGAUUGCAAAAUUCUGGGAGAUUCAAGGCUCUGCACUGAAAAUUCCCAACGUAGAGAGGCGUAUCCUUGAUUUGUACAGCUUGAGUAAAAUUGUGAUGGAAGAAGGUGGAUAUGAAGCCAUCUGCAAGGAUCGCCGGUGGGCAAGGGUGGCCCAGCGACUUUCCUAUCCAUCAGGAAAGAAUAUUGGCUCCCUUCUUCGCUCCCACUAUGAGCGUAUUAUCUACCCGUAUGAAAUGUACCAGUCUGGUGCUAACCUGGUGCAGUGCAAUACUCAUCCAUUUGAUAAUGAAGAGAAGGACAAGGAGUAUAAGCCACAUAGCAUCCCAUUGCGCCAGUCAGUGCAGCCUUCCAAGUUCAACAGCUAUGGGCGGCGGGCCAAGCGUCUGCAACAGGAGCCAGAGCCAACAGAGGAAGACAUUGAGAAGAACCCAGAAUUGAAGAAGCUGCAGAUUUAUGGUGCUGGUCCCAAAAUGCUGGGUCUGGGGCUCGUAGCCAAGGACAAGAACAUGCGCAAGAAAGACAAGGAGAUGCCAGAGUGCCCCCCAACGGUGAUAGUAAAAGAGGAAGCUCCUGUUUCAGAGGUGAAGCUGGAGCCCACCUCACCCCGAGGCUAUGCAAAUACAAAAGAGGAGUUGAGGCACAGUCCAGAACCUUGCACCAAGAUGACAAUGCGCCUCCGUCGCAAUCACAACACUCAGUUUAUCGAAUCUUACGUUUGUCGGAUAUGUACGCGGGGAGAUGAGGAUGACAAGCUGCUGUUAUGUGAUGGCUGUGAUGACAACUAUCACAUCUUCUGCCUCUUGCCUCCUUUACCUGAGAUUCCUAAAGGUGUCUGGAGAUGUCCCAAAUGUGUCAUGGCGGAGUGUAAGCGUCCCCCAGAGGCUUUUGGCUUUGAGCAGGCCACUCGGGAAUACACACUACAGAGCUUUGGGGAGAUGGCAGAUUCUUUCAAGGCUGACUACUUCAACAUGCCAGUCCACAUGGUGCCCACAGAACUUGUAGAAAAGGAGUUCUGGCGCUUGGUGAAUAGCAUUGAAGAGGAUGUGACAGUGGAGUAUGGGGCUGACAUUCAUUCCAAAGAAUUUGGAAGUGGUUUCCCCAUCAAUGAUGGCAAAAGGCAGCUGUCUCCAGAGGAAGAAGAGUAUGCAGCCAGCGGCUGGAACCUCAAUGUGAUGCCGGUGCUGAAGCAGUCAGUGCUAUGCCACAUCAACGCUGAUAUUUCAGGCAUGAAGGUACCAUGGCUCUAUGUGGGCAUGGUAUUCUCUGCUUUCUGUUGGCACAUCGAGGAUCACUGGAGUUACUCUAUUAACUACCUCCACUGGGGCGAACCUAAGACUUGGUAUGGGGUCCCAUCCUUUGCAGCUGAACAUCUGGAAGAUGUUAUGAAGAAACUGACCCCAGAGCUUUUUGAGAGCCAGCCAGACCUGUUGCACCAGCUGGUGACACUCAUGAACCCUAAUACACUCAUGGCUCAUGGCGUCCCUGUCGUCCGGACCAAUCAGUGUGCUGGAGAGUUUGUUAUUACGUUCCCUAGAGCUUAUCACAGUGGCUUCAACCAGGGCUAUAACUUUGCCGAAGCAGUCAACUUUUGCACUGCUGACUGGUUGCCAGCUGGUCGCCAGUGCAUCGAGCACUAUCGACGCCUUCGCCGUUACUGUGUCUUCUCUCAUGAAGAGCUUAUCUGCAAAAUGGCUGCUUGCCCUGAAAAGUUGGACUUGAACUUGGCUGCUGCUGUACACAAGGAGAUGUUUAUCUUGGUGCAGGAGGAACGUAAAUUGCGAAAGGCUCUCCUUGAUAAGGGAAUCACUGAAGCAGAGCGAGAGGCUUUUGAGUUGCUUCCGGAUGAUGAGCGCCAGUGUGACAAAUGCAAGACAACCUGUUUUCUGUCAGCACUGGCUUGCAAUGAUUGUCCAAAUUGUCUUGUCUGCCUUUACCACAUCAAUGACCUCUGCAAGUGCCCGAGCAGCAGGCAGUACCUCAGGUAUCGGUAUACUCUGGAUGAACUCCCAGCCAUGUUACAUAAAUUAAAGGUCCGAGCUGAGUGCUUUGACACGUGGGCCAACAAAGUUCGCAUUGCUUUGGAAGUGGAAGAUGGACGCAAGAGAACCUUGGAGGAGUUGCGUGCCCUGGAGUCGGAGGCACGUGAGAGGAACUUCCCUGAGAAUGAGCUUCUUCAUCGGCUCAAAGCCUGUUUGAGUGAAGCAGAGAAGUGUGUCUCAGAGGCCCUGGGUCUGAUAAGUAUCCAAGAAACAGAGGAGCCAUCAGUCCAUAUGACGGUAGAGGAAUUACGUGCCUUCCUAGAGCAAAUGAUGAACUUGCCCUGCGUCAUGCACCAGAUAAAGGAGGUCCAGGACGUGUUGGAGAAGGUGGAAGCUUUCCAGGUGGAAGUUCAAGAGGCUCUACAAGAUCUUUCAGGCAAUUCCCCAGAGCUGCACAAACUGCUGGCACAAGGAACACGGCUAGGGGUGGAGGUGCCAGAGAUGGAGCUGCUGGAGAGGCAGGUGCAGCAGGCGGUCUGGCUGGAAGAGGUCAAGCAGACUCUGCGUUCACCCCAGGACAAGGUUACGCUGUCUGUCAUGAGGGCGCUCAUCACUUCUGGCUGCGGGGUUGCCCCUAGUCCUGCUGUGGAUAAGGCUAUGGCUGAGUUGCAGGAGUUGCUCACCAUUGCCCAGCGUUGGGAGGAAAAGGCACAAAUGUGCCUGGAGGCCAGGCAGAAGCAUUCGCCAGCUACACUGGAGGCCAUCAUCAAGGAGGCAGAGAACAUCCCAGUGCAUCUACCCAAUAUCCUGUCGCUCAAGGAGGCGCUAUCUAAAGCACAGGCUUGGAUUGCUGAUGUGGAGGAGAUCCAGGCUGUGUCCUCUUCACAGAACGGAGACCAUUACCCCUGCCUGGAUGACCUGGAGGGCCUUGUGGCUGUGGGUAGAGAUUUGCCAGUGCACUUGGAGGAGUUGCAUCACUUGGAAAUACAAGUGGCUACUGCACACUCCUGGCGGGAAAAGGCCUCCAAGACCUUCCUCAAAAAGAACUCCUGCUACACAUUGCUUGAGGUGCUGUGCCCGUGCGCUGAUGCUGACUCAGAUAGUGUCAAACGCACCAAAUGGCAGCGGGAGAAGGAGCCAGGCCUCUACAAUUCAGACACAGAGAGCCUGGGCCUCUCAGCACAGGACCUCAGGGACCCUGGCUCUGUUAUCUUGGUCUUCAAAGAAGGCGAGCAGAAGGAGAAAGCAGGGAUCCUCCGCCUCCGCCAGUCAAAUGCCCAGAAGCCUGUGCCAUCCACACAUAGCCCUUCUGGGAGCCAGUACUGUGUGUGUUCCCAGCCUCCGAGCCCUGCUAUGUUGCAGUGUGAACUGUGCCAGGACUGGUUCCACACCACCUGUGUGGCUUGGCCCCGCCUGGGCAACCCCCGGCCCUCUCCGGCCUGGUGGGAGUGGGAAGCAAAAUUCCUGUGUCCUCUCUGCCAGCGUUCCCGCCGGCCCCGCCUGGAGACAAUCCUGGCUCUGCUAGUGGCUCUGCAGAAACUUCCUGUCCGGCUGCCUGAGGGAGAAGCCCUUCAGUGCUUGACUGAGCGAGCCAUCAUGUGGCAGGACCGGGCUCGCCAGCUCCUGGCCUCCUCCGAUGUAGUUGCUGCCUUGGGACAUUUAGCAGAGCUGCGGCAGCGACUGCUUGGGGACUCAGCCAAGGACGCAGGUGCACUCAAAGAGAGCAGCUGCAACGAACAAACAAAGAUAUCCUUAGAGAAUGGAGAUGCCACAACUCCAGAGAAGAACAGCUCCUGUGCCUCAGACCUGGAGAUGCUUUGUUCUUACCUGCCACAGCUGCAGGGCCCUGUCCUAGAGUUGGCAGAUGCUGUCCGUCUACCCUUGGAAGAGCUGCUAAUGGAAGGGGACCUUCUCGAGGUGACGCUAGACGAGAGCCAGAGCAUUUGGCGCUUGCUACAGGCUGCUUGUGCACCCCAGCUUGACAAAUUCCAGCAGCUGCUGGAUGUGAGUGUCAUUCUUACGCUGGAACAAGCAGAGCGGCGUGUCACCCGCGGGCGAGGCCGGGACUCAGAGCGGCGGCGGAAACGCAAGACAGAGCGUGGUGACUACCCAGCCCUGCCUAAGGAGGAAUUAGAGCCAAAGAAGAUCCGGGGGGCAGACCCAGUGCUGUCCCAGUGUGGCACUCCCCCUGCAGCAGGCACAGACUGCAGCCACAAUGGAGUUGGACAGUUGUGACGGCUAGAAGAUGCCUGGAUUUCCCCUUCCUGGACUCUACUGCACUGUAAGGGACUCUGGCAGCCCCAGGUCACCCUGUUGGUUUGACUAGCACUCUGCAUGGGGAGGCACCCAGCCCUAGAAGCUGCAGGCUGCAUCUCCCCCCACCCCCAGGACUUGGCACUGGCCCUGCAUCAGACUAUUUUUCAGAUGAUGUAAUAUUUUAUUUUCUUUUUCCUCCUUUUGUAUUGUUGAUACCAUGGAAGGGGGAGGCAUUGCAGGGGUCACCAACAAGCAGGGCCCAUGUUCUCUUUGGCAGAAGCAGCUGAGGGCACCACUGCGUCACUGUAAGGACUGAAGCCUUGCAGAGAUCUGGCACGGGUGGUAGCAGAAUGUGCUGGGACUACGCCCAGCUCCUCGCUUCAGGCAGUAAAAGGAACUGGGACCCCUCCUGAGGGGCGCAUCCUCCUCCUCGUACCAGCAUUCCCUGGAUACUGCAGGGACAGCACCUCCUGUUGCACAGAGGGGCAGCUCUCCCUAGACACCCCUAUCCUCCUCCUGGCCCCUGUUGGGUUUUAUAGGAAUCGUGGUAACCACUUUAUUCUGUAGGGUGGUGGAAAAGGCAAGGAAUAUUUUAGUUCCACUCAGCCACUACUCCACCCUCAUCGUCCCACCCCUGGAUCAUGGGCCCCAUACUGCCUCAGGCUCUGACACUAAAAAUCUUUUGUCUUUCUCUUUUUAGUGUUUUCCUUUACUUUCUCCAGCAGAGAAGGGUGGGAUGUUGGGGGUAGGGAGGGGUGUGUUAUUUUAUUGUAUUAUGAUUUUUUUAUUAUUAUUAAACUUUGGAGGUUAACAAA
Messenger RNA from Candoia aspera, 6223 nucleotides. RefSeq names its product lysine demethylase 5C (gene KDM5C). The coding region runs from base 516 to 5387 and encodes 1623 amino acids. Gene Ontology annotation, cellular component: chromatin; nucleus. The transcript is spliced from 27 exons. The record is from RefSeq and is a predicted model, not a curated record. Gene Ontology annotation, biological process: chromatin remodeling; regulation of DNA-templated transcription. Lineage: Eukaryota; Metazoa; Chordata; Lepidosauria; Squamata; Candoiidae. Gene Ontology annotation, molecular function: histone H3K4me/H3K4me2/H3K4me3 demethylase activity; DNA binding.